AUGAACGCACUGGUCCUGCCAAAAGCGGGUGCAGCUCCGUCCAGAGAUCUGUUGCGUGAUCACGAGCGGUUGACGGUGCUGCACGAGCGGCAGACUGCAGAUUAUGAGGCCCUGAUUGGCAAAUAUGGCUGCCUGAAAAAUGUGCAUCGCUCACUGGAGCUGGAGCAUCGCUCGCUGCAGGACAGGUACGACAGCCUGCAGCAGCAGAACAAGCUGGAGGACCUGCAGCAGGUCCUGAAGGAGGAGCAGGUGACCAUGGCGCUGGAGAAAGAACAGCACAGGACCACAGCGGCUGAAUGCUGCCGGCUCCGUGAUGAGAAGGACUGGCUGAACCAAAUGUACCAACAGCUUCUGAAGGACAAUGAGGCGCUGACAGCGGACCACAGAGACCUGAAGAGCCAGAUGAAUGGGACCAAGCUGGAACACACCCGGCUGGAGGCCAAUUAUUCCAAACUCAAAAUGGAGUAUCAGCAGCUGGACAUCACGUUGACCAAACUCACCAACCAGUGUGAGCUGCUGAACCAGUUGAAAGGAAACCUGGAGGAAGAGAACCACCACCUGAUUGGUCAGAUCCAGACUAUGGUGCUGCAGAACCAAACGUUAUUGGAGCAGACAAUGGAGAACAAGGAUCGGUUUCACGUGGAAGAGCUCCAAUAUAUAGAAAAGCUGAAUGUUUUGAGGAGGCAGAAGGAGAAGCUUGAAGAAAAGAUAAUGGCCCAGUACAAGUUCUACCAGCCUUCAGCUCCUCGCCGACAUGGGAGCUGGAUCACUGUGAAACUGAAGCAGCUGAUCAAACCCUGCAACCGUGAGCAUGAACCGGAGCGCUCACUCUUCACGGAAUCACAUGACUCUGGUCAGGAUAGCAGCUCGGUCCUGAGUUCAGAUGGUUCUGGAUGUUCAGCCGUCUCCCCCCGGCAUCACAGCACCCUGAGCAGCCUGGCGUUUCCCUCAAUGUCAGGUGACCUGUGGGGUGAAAGGUCAACAGACAGGAAGGAAACAUUAACCUCAUCAUCUCUGUCCAUCCUCCACCUUCACCCCUUCACUCCUCCAUGCAGACAUCUCCCCCCUGACCCUGAUCUCCAUCUUUGUCAGCUGACAGACAAGGACUCGAAUUAUGGCGCUGCACCAUCUGGUUCUGAGGACCGUGGCGAGCUGCAGAGACACGAGCUCAGUGGCGCAGAGCUUCGGGCGCAGAGUGCGAGCAGCGGUGCGUUCAGUCUGGAUGGUGAACCCUGCUCAAACGGCAGUAGUCCCGUCCAACAGCCACCGUCUCGACGCUCUUCCUCCUCUUACCUGUCACCCAGUGAUAGCUCCACCCCCCAACACAAGCAGCAGCCGCCACUCGCUGCCACACCCAAAGAGACUGCCACGCCCAUCACGCUCAGUCACAACAAAGAUCUCCAGUCCGCAGCCAGACCCAACCACCCUGAGCCCGCCCACGACUGCUGGCUCACGAGGGGUCCCAAGUACAUCAGGAGGGGGUCAAAGGUCAAAGUGGCACGCUGUGCAUCAGAAACAGGUCUUACUGUCAAAACGACCUCCAGCAAAGGUGACGCCACAAAAUCCUCCGUUUAUCCACCAGUCACGGUCCUGUAUGUUCAGGGGAAGUCCUCCUCUGUGUCUGGCUGCCUGAACUGCUUCUCCCCUCCUGCUGGCAAAGAGGAACCACUGCAGGAACCCAGGUGCCCUAAAUUCUGCCCCAUGCCAGCAGCAUCAUCUCCACAGCAGAGGGCUCGUCCCAGUGUUCCAGUGUCCACAGCAACCUGAUCCCCGCUGGUACCCUGCAGGAACCAUCAGAACCGCCCGGUACUCAGCACCAGCAAGAAACAGCCAAUCGGAAUCAACCACUGGACCCAGACGUCAGGAACGGUGAACCUGAGGCCACACCUCCAGCAAAACCUCCCAGAGACCCAGCUGUGGUCCUUGCCAAAAAGCCCCCGGUGCAGGAGUCGCUGUGUGCGUCCUCCUUCUCCUUCAGUUCCAUCUUCAAGGACACCAUAUUCAGUGACGCCGCUGUCCCAGCCAACAACACGCCGCCGCACAAACCGCAGACGCGGAUCACCGCAGGAACGCAGCAGAGCCAGAAUGGAGGACGGAACUCUGAAACGGGGACAGCCGGACCGGAAGAGACGGACACACUUCUGGACAGUGAGUGACAGCUGUCCAAAUACAGACUGGACCAUCCACAGAGUGUUGCCAGGUCUGCUGAUGUUUUUGUGACGGCACAGAGUCACAGUUUAAGAUUUUGGACCUUUUUCUAGAUUUUUGAUAAUUAUUUAGGACUAUUUUCUCAAUCAUCAAAGAGCCGUCGCAUCUCUGUCACUUAUUAUUAUUAGAAGAAGAAAGUCGUAGGAUGUCUGUGACCCUGCUGGUUAGUCCCUGACCCGUCGGUUUGUCUGUGACUCUGAUUUGUUACUCUAUAGGUCAAAGGUCUUGGACAGAUUACAAUCAGAUUUUGGAAAACUUUGUUGUUGUGAUUCUACCUCAGAAUUUUUCUGUUUCACUCCUUAAUUUAUUUCUUGCUUUAUAAAAUUUUUUCUUUUACCUCUUGUUUUAUAUAAAAUAUCUUCAACAGAUCUCAAGAGGAAGAAGACAUUAAAUCUUUUGCUGGUCAGGAUUUGGUUCUGGUUUUUAUUUGUUUACAUUUUGAAUAGUUCAUUAAAUAAACUCCCCUGAUCGUGGUAAGAAUUUCGUGUGCAUUUCAUGCAUUAAACAGAAAUAUUAACUUUACUAUUUUUUCCAUUAAUAAUUAGUUUUGUGUUGUAAGUGACCCAAAACACUUUACUGAAUUACACCACCAGAGCCAGUCCAGAACCAGUUUGGACACAGACUUUUACUUUAUAUUUAGAUAAGAUUGGAUUAGAUAGAACUUUACUAAUGCCUUGGGAAUACUCCCUAAGGGGGGUAUUCAUACCCCUUAGGGAGUGAGGUUCCAGUAGCAUUGUAUAGCAGCACACAGGGUAAGAAGCACACAAAGUAUCGAACGUAAAAGUAAAAAAAAAACUAUUUA
Thalassophryne amazonica is the source of this 3010-nucleotide messenger RNA. RefSeq lists its product as uncharacterized. The record is from RefSeq and is a predicted model, not a curated record. Gene Ontology annotation, molecular function: dynein light intermediate chain binding; microtubule binding. The transcript is spliced from 11 exons. Gene Ontology annotation, biological process: cytoplasmic microtubule organization; cytoskeleton-dependent intracellular transport. NCBI's taxonomy places the organism in Eukaryota, Metazoa, Chordata, Actinopteri, Batrachoidiformes, Batrachoididae. The coding region runs from base 1 to 1767 and encodes 588 amino acids. Gene Ontology annotation, cellular component: cytoplasm; centrosome.